AUGAUUAAAGGCCAGGAGAAGGAAUUGAUGUCUAGUUUCAGUCAGACGUUGGGUAUAGUCUACACUGAGCCGAAUGAGGAAUCUGAGACCAUGAACGAUCAGAUCGAAAAGCCAGACAUUGAGGUUCAAUGGACAGAUGAGUUCGCGCGAAGAGAAGAAGCUGACAUUAGUGACAAGACCUCCACGUCUAUCAACGGUACGACCUCAACGUCUACCGACAGCAGGACUUCAACGUCUACCUACGGCACGACCUCAACAUCGACCGACGGCAAGACCUCAACGUCGACCGACGGCACGACCUCAACGUCGACCGACGGCACGACCUCAACAUCGACCGACGGCAAGACCUCAACGUCGACCGACGGCACGACCUCAACGGCGACCGACGGCACGACCUCAACAUUUACCAAAGGUACAACCUCUAUGUCGAUCGACGAUAUAGAAAAAGAGAUGACCAUGGAAGAUUUCUUGGACCUAGAAGAGUUCUUGGAGUUGGAGUUAGAAGAAUUCUUGGAGCUGGAGGAAUUGCUUGAAGAUAUGGAUCAGAAUUCGAAGAAGAAGCUUGAUGACGAUCAGAAUACUUCGAGAGGAGAUCUGGAAACUUCAACAAAGGCUAGCAUCGGUUGA
This is a messenger RNA of Brassica napus (rape), 627 nucleotides long. RefSeq names its product cell wall integrity and stress response component 3-like. Lineage: Eukaryota; Viridiplantae; Streptophyta; Magnoliopsida; Brassicales; Brassicaceae. The coding region runs from base 1 to 627 and encodes 208 amino acids. The transcript has a single exon. The record is from RefSeq and is a predicted model, not a curated record.